UUGGUGAGGCAGUGCCUGCGAGCGCCUCUGCCACUCAGGUGUUCCUCACCAUGCGCUGCUCCAGGAUAAGGCUCCCAAAAAUUGCCAAAGCCCUGAUUUGCCUUGUUGUUGUAAUACAGUUCUGCCUCUUCCUUGGCAAUUCCAGCUCCUUGUUUGACUUGGCAAAGAUUUUCAGGAAAUUGAACAUUUUCCAACAUGCCCUAGAGACACAACAAGUGGACCCCGAGGAGCAACAGGGUUUAAACUAUUCUGAUAAUGGGAGCUCCAGGAGCAUUUUAAAGGUGACUUUGGGAGGACACAUCACAAGACUCAAUGAUGUGAUGGAGAAGACACCAAGAUGGAAAGGAAAGGAGGAGCAGAAGGAAACAAUGAAACCAGUUAUGAGUGUUAAGGAAGCAAAGGGGAACAUGGCUGUGACACCAACACCCCAUUUGGAGGGAAUCAAGGAGACAACAGUGAAAACAACCCCUGCGGUGCAGGAAAACAAGGGGAAAACAACAGUGAGACCAGCUCCAUGGGUGGAAGAAGCCAAGGAAAAGACAACAGUGGAACCACUUCCCUGGGAGAAGGGAGGCAAGGAGAAGGCAACAGUGAAACCAUCCUCUGUGGUGAAGGGAGCACAUGAGAACAACACAUCCCCAGAGCAAGCAAAACCUCCUGCAUCAAUGAAAACUGUACCACCUACUCCUCAGGCUGCUGCUGUGACACAGAAGAGGAAACUGAGCUCUGCUAACUUCACAUCUGAGCCAUGGUGGGAUUUUGAGGACGAGUACCUGCUGGAUAGCUCAUCCCCAGCCUCGACCUGCUCUGAAUCAGUGAGGGCCAGGGCUGCCAAGUCUGCCUGGCUGAGGGAUCUUUUCCUGCCCAACAUCACACUCUUCAUGGACAGGAGAUACUUCAAUGAGAGUGAAUGGAACCGCCUGGAGCAUUUUAUACCCCCCUUUGGCUUCAUGGACCUGAAUUAUUCACUGGUAAAGGAGGUCAUAUCCCUGCUGCCCCCAAAGCCCCACCAGCAGCUGCUCCUGGCCAACCAUGACAGCAGCAUGCCCACAUGCAUCAGCUGUGCUGUCGUGGGGAAUGGAGGAAUUCUGAAUAACUCUGGGAUGGGCCAGGAGAUUGACUCCCAUGACUAUGUCUUCAGGCUGAGCGGGGCUGUAAUCAAGGGUUAUGAAAAAGAUGUGGGAACAAAAACCUCCUUUUAUGGAUUCACAGCCUACUCCCUGGUUUCCUCUCUUCAGAUCUUGGGACACAGAGGGUUCAGCAACAUCCCACGGGAUAAACAUGUCAGAUACAUUCACUUCAUGGAGGGAGCAAGAGACUAUGAGUGGCUGGAGGCUCUGCUGUUCAACAAGGACAUCAGGAAAGGAUUCCUGAACCUCAGCGGGCAGAAGCCCCGGCAGAAAUUCGAUAAAGAUUUCACAAUGGACAAAUACCUGGUGACUCACCCUGAUUUCCUCAGAUACAUGAAAAACAGGUUUUUAAAGUCUAAAAAUUUGGAAAAGCCCUACUGGAGGCUGUACAGACCCACAACAGGGGCCUUCCUGCUGCUGACUGCCCUCCAUCUCUGUGACCAGGUCAGUGCCUAUGGCUACAUCACAGAGGGGUACAAGAAGUACUCAGAUCACUACUAUGACAAGGACUGGAAAAAGCUGAUUUUCUACAUUAACCAUGACUUCAACCUGGAGAAGCAGCUGUGGAAAAGGCUUCAUGAUGAGAAUAUAAUGAAACUUUACCUGAGAACCUGACUGCAGCAAGGGCCAUUGCCUGGGAAAUCUCAACACCACCUCAGUGGGAACAGAAGAGGAUCACCAGAGCCAAGGUCAGCUCUGCCCUGCCAGGCACGUUUCAUCCCCACAAAGACAUUUUCCUCCUUCAGCACCUCUGUUAUUUCACAACACUUCAACAAAUGUGUGAAUGCUGCAGGCCCAAAGACCAACAGGAAAUGAAGCCUGCAAACAAAGUCCCACCUGGCUGUGCUGCAGGGCUCUUGCUGGUUGUUGUAGGCAUGGGUAUUAUGAGAGCAGAAUCCAGGAUGGAUAUGGUCCUGUGUGUAAUUUCUUUGUUUGCAAGGAGAUGCUCCUCAGGCUGGGGCCACUUCUCUUCUGGGUGGAUCCUCUCCUUUAGCAAUGCCCAUUUUAGAGCUGGGUAUUGUCUAAACAAACUCCCUGAGGAGCUGGAAUGGAUGGAGAUGGAAACACAGAUUCUGUUUCAGAUUGACUUUAUUUCUUGGGAGGAGGGGGCUGCACUCACUCUACUCCCUGGAGAUAAAAGGGAUGGACUGGACACUUCCAGGUGACCAAUUUGAGAGAGAAUGAGUUUCACUUCUGCUACCCCAUGUGGCCUUGCUCUGACACUUCCAGAGGAGCAGUGCCAUCAACUCCAGGGCAGGUAGCUGCUCUCCAUGGUGCAGCACACCUCCUGUACCUGCUGCCUCUUGCCCCAGGGCUCCCCUGGCUGCACAAAAUGUGAAUUUUGUGGCACGGACCUGAUGUGCCAAGUCCUUGCACAGCUGGACUUGGUCAUGCUUGGCUCCCAGCUGUGUUUGUCCUGUUGGGAGGAGAGGUGGAAGCUCUCCAAGCCCAGGGAUGGAUGCCAUGUGUCCUUGCUGCUGGCUGAAGGGCCUGUCCCCCACGGUGCUGAGAGGGGCCCAGCUGCAGCCAGCACACCUGGGGUGUGUUGGCCUCCUGGAAGGGGUUUUGUGAGCAAAAUA
Molecule: messenger RNA, 2710 nt
Organism: Camarhynchus parvulus
Lineage: Eukaryota; Metazoa; Chordata; Aves; Passeriformes; Thraupidae
Gene: ST6GALNAC1
Product: ST6 N-acetylgalactosaminide alpha-2,6-sialyltransferase 1
Exons: 9
Coding region: 51-1745 (564 amino acids)
Molecular function (GO): alpha-N-acetylgalactosaminide alpha-2,6-sialyltransferase activity
Source: RefSeq, a predicted model, not a curated record